CAUCUUUUCAAAAUGUCAAGCGAGGUAGUUAGCCAAAGCGCCGUCGCGGUGAAUUUAGAGGAUCUUAGGAAGGGAAAUGUGGAUUUCUCAACCUUAGAGGAAGCCUUUGGCCCCUCAUCACUAGGUAUAAUCGUUGUCAAAGGUCUACCCGAGAAGUUCGUAGAGCUACGACACAAGCUUCUCUCAUACUCGUCCUAUCUGGCCAAUCUUCCCGCAGAAGAACUAGCCGCCCUCGAAUCCCCCGACUCCCACUACCUCGUCGGCUGGUCCUGCGGCAAAGAAACCCUCAAAUCCGGCAUCUACGACACCCUAAAAGGCUCCUACUACGUCAACCCGGCCCCCUCCUUCUCCGACCCCUCCGUCCAGUCCUCGGUCGCCGAAAAAUACCCCUCCUUCCCCGAAUACACCGCCCCCAACGUCUGGCCUCCCACCACUCUCCUCCCCACCUUCGAAAGCACCUUCAGAGAAUUGUGCGAGCUCAUCAUCGACGUGGCCGUGUUAGUAGCCCGAGCAUGCGACGUCUACGCUCUCGAGAAAGUCGGGGGUUACGAGAAGGGGUAUCUGGAGCACGUCGUCCGCACCUCCGUCUCCACGAAAGCGCGACUGCUGCACUACUUCCCGCCCCCGGGGUCCCCCACGACGACAGCGGCAGGGAAAGCGGACCCAGCCGACGACGAUGACGACUGGUGCGCCACCCACCUCGACCACGGCUGCCUCACCGGCCUCACCUCUGCCAUGUUCGUCGACGAGGCCGCAAACCCCCCCGUCCUCCCCCCCUGGUCCCCCGCCACCUCGCCCCCGCUGCCGCUGCCUGAACUCCCGUCCUCCCCUGACCCGGCUGCGGGGCUGUACAUCCGCUCCCGCACCGGCGCAGUGACGAAAGUCGGGAUCCCGCGCGACUGUCUGGGGUUCCAGACGGGGGAAGCGCUCGAGGUGAUCACGCGGGGGAAGUUCAAAGCGGUGCCACACUUCGUGCGGGGCGCGAGCUCCAAGGGGGGCAAAGUAGCGCGCAACACGCUGGCGGUGUUCACGCAGCCGAAUUUGUGGGAGAAGGUGGAUGGGGAGAAGGACUUUGCGGCGUUUGCGAGGGAGAUCGUUGCGAGGAAUCAUUGAUUUAGAUUGAACGGAGAGCCGCAGGAAAGGAGGAUGGUGUGGUGUAUUUACUGUAGUUAGGGGAUAGUACAUAAGCAUAGAUUGAUACAAGGGCUUUGAGUUCACGUGUAGAGUAGAAGAGUAAGAAAUGCGGACAGUUACCUAGUCUGUCUACAUAUUUCAUGCGUCUAGCCCAC
Messenger RNA from Mytilinidion resinicola, 1289 nucleotides. RefSeq names its product Clavaminate synthase-like protein. Bases 13 to 1113 code for a protein of 366 amino acids. The transcript has 3 exons. Lineage: Eukaryota; Fungi; Ascomycota; Dothideomycetes; Mytilinidiales; Mytilinidiaceae. The record is from RefSeq and is a predicted model, not a curated record.